AUGUCUGAGGUCAACAGACAAGUGGGCAUACACAUCCUGGAGCCAGAAAAGCCGGGGGAGGCGCGUACGUUGAGGACGCCGGUGCGGGCGAUCAGCCGGGCAUUUAUCUGGCUGCAGCAGAGCAGCGGGGUUGGAGGACACCUCCCAGAAGAAACAAAAAGUGGCCCUGCCAAGGCAGUGGGGUGGCUGAUGAGGAGAGACCAGGGGAGUGAGCUCCUGCGGGGAGCAGAUCAGCCGCUGCACCCAGCUGCAGCAAGUGCAAGGGGCGGAGCCAGAGCGGGCUCCAAGAAAGCCAGCAGCACAACCAGCAGCCGUGCUGGUGGUGGAAACGGCUCCGACGCUGUCAGCAGAGCCGGUGAAGGAGCCGGCUGCGUUAUAGGCAACAGAGCCAGUGGAAGAGCCAGCGACGUCGGGAGCAGCAGAGCUGGGGAAGAAAUUGACGACGCUGCAGGCAGCAGAGCCGGUGGAGGAACCGGCAGUGUGGGGAGCAGCAGAGCCAGGGAGGGAGCUGGCUGCAUCGCAAGCAACGGGGCCGGAGAGAGAACCGGUGGCAUCCUGAGCAGCAGAGCUGGUAGGGGAGCCGGCUGCGCUGUGGGGAGAAGGGCCAGCGAGGGAGCUGGCUGCAUUCCAGGCAGCCGAGCCGGUGAAGGAACCGGCUGCUUCAUAAGCAGCAGAUCCGGGGAAGAAACCAGCAGCCAGAUUAAAGAAGGAGCCGAGGCAGAAGGCCGGGGCUGGCGACCCCAGUGGAUGGCCCAUUUAGCCGAGGACCGUGAUGGAUGGACGGCAGGUUGGGGGUAA
Alligator sinensis (Chinese alligator) is the source of this 798-nucleotide messenger RNA. RefSeq names its product fibroin heavy chain-like. The record is from RefSeq and is a predicted model, not a curated record. The transcript is spliced from 2 exons. NCBI's taxonomy places the organism in Eukaryota, Metazoa, Chordata, Crocodylia, Alligatoridae. Bases 1 to 798 code for a protein of 265 amino acids.